Pygoscelis adeliae (Adelie penguin) is the source of this 1479-nucleotide messenger RNA. RefSeq names its product recombination signal binding protein for immunoglobulin kappa J region-like (gene RBPJL). Lineage: Eukaryota; Metazoa; Chordata; Aves; Sphenisciformes; Spheniscidae. The transcript is spliced from 11 exons. Gene Ontology annotation, molecular function: RNA polymerase II cis-regulatory region sequence-specific DNA binding; DNA-binding transcription activator activity, RNA polymerase II-specific. The coding region runs from base 1 to 1479 and encodes 492 amino acids. Gene Ontology annotation, biological process: regulation of transcription by RNA polymerase II. Gene Ontology annotation, cellular component: nucleus. The record is from RefSeq and is a predicted model, not a curated record.
AUGUCAGCUCCCCAGCUGCACUCACGGCUCAGCAGCAUCGCUUCCCAACUCACCAACAAGCACAUCAGAUCCAACCCGUACCAAACCAACCUGCUUCGGGACGGUGUGCGGAGGUACCUGCAGCUGCCGGCAGACCAGACAGUAUUGAUACUGCACGCCAAAGUCGCACAGAAGUCGUACGGCAAUGAAAAAAGGUUUUUCUGCCCCCCGCCUUGCGUUUACCUGAGCGGGCCGGGAUGGAAGUUAAAACAGGAGCAGAUAAAAGCCAGAGACCUGGGAGAGGCGGGUUUUCGGGUGUGCGGGUACAUGGGGCUGGACAGCAUGGGCAGCAACCUGAUGGAGACCCAGAAGCUCAGCUUUGAGGAGCAGCCGGAUGCAAAGGGUUUCAGCUGUGCCAAGGCACUGUACAUCUCGGAUGCGGACAAGCGCAAGCAUUUCCGCCUGGUCCUGAAGCUCUUCUUCAGCAACGGGCAGGAGAUUGGCACCUUCCACAGCAAGCUGAUCAAGGUCAUCUCCAAGCCCUCGCAGAAGAAGCAGUCACUGAAGAACACGGACCUCUGCAUCUCCUCGGGCUCCAAAGUCUCCCUCUUCAACCGCCUGCGCUCCCAGACCGUCAGCACCCGUUACCUCUCCGUUGAGGGGGGAGCCUUCUUCGCCAGCGCCAGGCAGUGGGCAGCCUUCACCCUCCACCUGGCCGAUGAGCACUGUGCUCGGAGCGAGUUCCCCCCGCGGGAAGGGUAUAUCCACUAUGGCUCCGUGGUCCAGCUCGUCUGCACGGCCACCGGCAUCACCCUGCCUCCCCUGAUCAUCCGGAAGGUGACGAAGCAGUAUGCCCUGCUGGACGUGGACGAGCCCAUCUCCCAGCUCCACAAAUGCGCCUUCCAGUUCCAGGGCAGCGACCGCAUGUACCUCUGUCUCUCCACGGAGAAAGUGAUCCAGUUCCAGGCAUCUCCCUGCCCGAAGGAAGCCAACCGGGAGCUGCUGAACGACGGCUCCUGCUGGACCAUCAUCGGCACCGAGACGGUGGAGUACACCUUCAGUGAGAGCCUGGCCUGCGUCUGCGAGCCCGUCAGCCCCGUGCCGCUCAUCACUGCCCUGCAGCUCACAGGCGGCGGGGACGUGGCCAUGCUGGAGGUGCAGGGAGAGUAUUUCCAUGCACACCUCAAGGUCUGGUUCGGAGAUGUGGAAGCAGAGACUAUGUACAGGAGCCCCAAGUCCCUCAUGUGCGUCGUCCCUGAUGUCUCUGCCUUCGGCAGUGACUGGAGGUGGCUGCGAUACCCCAUCACGGUCCCACUCCUGCUGAUCAGGGAUGAUGGCCUCAUCUACUCCAGCUCAUUCACAUUCACCUACACCCCGGAGCAGAGCUUCAUCCCAGGGCAGCAGGUCCUUUCGGACGUCCCCCAGGACUCGGACAAAUUACUUGACAGCAUCCAUCAAGAGUUCACCAGGACCAACUUCCACCUCUUCAUGCAGAGCUAG